AAGUUAAUAUGUUAUCGUGAUUAGAAAAUGUUUAAAUAUGGUGUGCACUGCUGGACUUGUCUGGGGGCAUCUCUUUCACAAAACUCAAACCACAUUGGCUAAGAGGACUGGAUUUGUUUGGCAUGCUUCCUCCCUACUACCCUCCCCUCCCCCCUAGAUAGUUAGCUAGCUAGUCUCUAUCUCUAUUUCUCCUUUUCUUCCAAACUCCAAAAAUGCAACAACAUUUGCUUUGAUUUCUGUGUGAUAAAUGAGAAUCUUAAAUUCUUCCUCAUCAGUCCUAAUAAUACUAUUUUAUUCUUUUCUCUUUUAAUAUAUUUUUUUUCCUUAUAUAUAUCUUUCGGGGUGGUCACUUUGGCAGUAUAUACUGGGGAAUGUGAAGGCAAAAUAAAGAGAGUUUGGUUUUUGCAAGCUCCACAAAAAGUUCCUCUCUUCUCUUCAUAAAAGUACUACGUACAUAAUACGUCGUUACAGGUAACAAUACGUUCCAAUUACGCAGAUAUUGAGUCUAAUUGAAGAAACAUCUCCUCCUCUUCUUCCUCUUCCUCGUCGUCUUUUUAUCAGAAUUUCUUCAGUUUUAAAAAAUGGAGAAGCUCAUCAAUCCAUAUGAUAAGGAAUACAUGAAGAUGGCGAUGAUAAAGCACGAAGAGAUCUUUAGAGAGCAGGUCUACGAACUUCAUCGUCUAUAUCAAACCCAAAAAUUACUGAUGAAAAACAUGUCGAGUACUAGCCGGCAGCCGCAGCAAGUCACAAAAGAUCAUCAAGUGGUCAACCAUCAACUUAAUUUCGACUCAAACCAGGAGGCCAACCAUCAAUGCAUUAACUUGGAAAUAAAGCCAAGUGGUGAAGAGCACAUUGCAGAAUCUGUUGGUGAAGAUGAGACUGAACUGGAGUUGACUUUAGGCUUGUCAAGUUAUAACAACCGCAGGAGAAAAAAAACUAUUAAUAAUUCUGAUUCAGCACCAAGUUUUUCUUCUUCCAAUUCAACGGGAUCAGCUAAUUCAAGCCAAAUAAAACACACUACGACAAAUUUAGCAAGAAAUUAUCCGAGGAAUGUCGAUCUAAAUGGAGGCCAUAAAUGGGGAGUUGAGAAUUUACCCGUUGCCAGUAAUUUCCAGCUUGGUGGAAGAACGUCGUCACAAAGCAAUCAAAAUGUUGAAGAUCAGCAAUAUAGAUCACAAGAUUCAUUGAAUAAUCCUCCUUGGCUUUUUCAAGUUUUGAGUUUGAAUAUGACUUGAGAAAAAAAGUACUACUAGCUAGUACUAGUAAAUCAUAAAAGAAACGAUUAUUUAUCGAUCAUGAGCUGAUGAUCAGUGGGGUGUGAUAAGAUUUUAGACUUUCAUCCUACUGAUGACUACUGUGAUUUAAUUUGUGUGAAUGUUUAGUAUGAUUAUAUUUUGUUUCUCCGUUAUGGUAUCA
This is a messenger RNA of Capsicum annuum, 1416 nucleotides long. RefSeq lists its product as uncharacterized. The transcript has 3 exons. NCBI's taxonomy places the organism in Eukaryota, Viridiplantae, Streptophyta, Magnoliopsida, Solanales, Solanaceae. The record is from RefSeq and is a predicted model, not a curated record. The coding region runs from base 582 to 1235 and encodes 217 amino acids.